Molecule: messenger RNA, 3592 nt
Organism: Solea solea (common sole)
Lineage: Eukaryota; Metazoa; Chordata; Actinopteri; Pleuronectiformes; Soleidae
Product: secretory phospholipase A2 receptor-like
Exons: 4
Coding region: 604-1491 (295 amino acids)
Source: RefSeq, a predicted model, not a curated record
UUCUCUCUACUCACAUUGUUAUCUUUAGCAUUCUGUAAUGCAAUGUAUCGUGAAUGCUCAGUACUAUUUAUGUUUAUGCCUGAAAUGUCAAGAUGUGAGUAGAUGCAACUUUUGUGUAGGUCAAAAUAGUUGGAAAAUGUAAAACAAAUAUUUUCCCAACUACUUUUGCCUUACUAAUCAAACCUCAUGAAGUCAACAGAUGGUGUGAAGGACAAUCCUUGUGGAGAUGGGUAAAAGAUGACUAGAGCUGCAUUUAAUUUAGUGUGAACUGACUCAAAAAGACCAAAAAAAACUUGUUUACAGUAGCCUCAUAUCAGCACUAAUGGUUCAUUAAAGUUAUUUUCUGUUGUUUUUGAGAGUGAGUGAGUAAAUGUAAGAGAGAAAAGAAUAAGAUUUGCUGCUUUUUAAUCACAGAGCAUUUUAAAAUUGUAGAAAAAGGAGAACUUGCCAACCUACAAGCAAAUACCCUAAAUUAAAAAUGCCUGUCAUUAUUCUGUGUGCUUUUAUUGUACAAAUGACAAUUCUGAUUAUUUUUCUGCAAACAGGACAAAUUAUGUCAAUGGAGACUUGGCCACGAUAUAUACACAGUCCGAUAUAGACAAUAUGAAUUUGGAAGACUAUAGAGCAUGGACUGGUCUGCAUAAACUGUCGGAUGAAGACGAGUUCAGUUGGGUUCAUGGAGAUAGCACUUAUCGCAACUGGGCACACGAUCAGCCACAAGUGCAAGAAGGCAGUGAUUACUGUGCUGUUGUCCAUUACGGCUGCCACUGUUUUUAUAGUGAACUCUGUAACAGAAGAGCCUACUUCAUCUGUUCAAAAUUCCACGACGACCAUACAGGCAACUUUGUACCUCAGUCGAAGACAUGGGAAGAGGCCGUGGACUACUGCGAUAAUAUGCCAGGAUACCACAAUAUGCCAUUUUUCACCAGCAGCGAUGACAUGGACAGUGCUUUUCAACCACAGGAUUUUCCAGUCUGGACUGGACUGUACAGACAUGGGGGAACAUGGAAGUGGAGCAAAGGGUUUUCUGAGUACAGAAAUUGGUCACCCAGUCAACCAGAGAACAACAAUGACUGUGUCUCCAUCUCCUCUCUGGGCAAGCAGAUGUCGGUGCAAGAUUGCUCGGCCCAAUUUCCCUUCAUCUGCUUUCACGAUAACCUGGUCCUGGUAAAGGAGAACAAGACCUGGGAGGAGGCACUAGAACACUGUAGGGCCCUCGGCAAUCAUGACCUGGUCAGCGUGCAGCCUGGAAGUGACCUAGACUUCAUAAUGACAAGGGUCAUGGAGGCUGACACUGAGAAGGUGUGGACAGGCCUUCGUUUCUUGGCAGGUCAGUGGCUGUGGGUGAACCAGGCAGAUAUGUCGUACUCUGGCCUGCCUGACUGCCCCCUCGAAUGGCAGCACUGCGGAGCAUUAUCUAAAGAUGACGGAGAGAAUAUAAAGAUCAGAGAAUGUUCAGAGAGGAGGAAUUUCCUUUGUUAUAAAAUCUAGUGGCGAGAACAAUGACCAUCAUCACUAUCAGACUGUAAUGCAUUACAGUGCAAGUCAUUUUAUUUUAGGCAAUUGAAAAAUACUAGAUGUAUUUAUCUCGGUACAGUCUGGAUACAAAACAUAUGCAUAUGGAGGAUGUAGAUAGAUGGAUGGAUAGAUAAUGAAAUGAAACCAUUGUUUCCCCUACCCUCAGCAGCAAUGCCUUUGCAAGUGGAUCCCCCAUGGUAGACUUGCAGUACUGAUAGAUAAACACCAGGUGGCAGAUGUUUCUGUCUCUGGCAGCCUGGAAACGUCCUCCCACACCACCCUGACUGUUAUGCACAACUACUGAGCUGCAUCCAUCCAGUCGACAUGGGGGGCUUUCUUCCAAUCGUGUGGUCUCUGGACAUUUUAUAAUAAUAAAAAUUCCAUAUAUUUCCCUGUGUUGUCCAAAUUCUACACCAGUGUGAGUGUGAGUUUGAGUCAGAGGAGAUUUAUAGGCUCAGGAUAGAUUCUUCCAGUUACAGUAUGUGCUAUUAGUUUCAUUUACUUAUUUUAACUCAAGCUUUUUAAACAAUUCCCUCCUUAAAAUUUUGAGAAAAGUUAAGGGGAAACUAAGUAACAGAAUUGGCUGACUCAUUCUCACAAUUGCCUUUGGAAAAAGUUGAUGUCCCAGUUUUGUGGAUGCAAACACAAGAGCUUUAUCACCUACUCUUUUUUUCAGUUCCCUCUAGAACCCUACUGCUCACACUUACCAUGGUCCUGGGUUACGCAGUCACUCAGGUAUUUUUAAAAUGUAUUACUGGGGAAAUCAUGAGCAUAUGAACUCACCAGGUUGUCUUUGUCUGAACAAAUGACUGCAUCAGGAAGGAGGAAAAAAUGACUCAAGAGAAAUGUCUUUAGCAGAGACCAAGAUGAUUUGACAUAAACCAUGCAAGCACAGGACUCAACAACUUAAAUUGGUAUCAUUUUUUGCACAUUAUACUAACCUGACUUUACACAUAAGCUGCCACUCAAAUUACCUUAUUUUGCCCUCCAUGCUUAUUUUCCCUCUAAAUAAAUGUUACACUGAAAGCAUAAUUCCCAAGCAGUGUACCACCCCUAUCAAGCAUCUCCCAGCUUUGACUUCAGCUGGAGUUUGCUGCUGAAGGCUCUUUGUUGACGUCACUCACCUUGAAUCCAUUCCCUCUUUCCUGCAACACGGUGCUGUCUUUAUGAGACAGCUGGCAGUGUUUAUUGUAGUGAGAGAGUGACCUGUGGGGGUGGGAGUGAGCGGAGACUAGAGCUGAAGCCCUCAAGUCAAAACUCACACGGAAUUUCUCAAAUUGUCCGCUUAACUUGUUAAACAGUUGCUUGGCUGUCAACCUAACAGUGGUUUAACAAGGAGUGAAAAAAAACACACAGCAGAGAUAGGUUUGUUUCAGGUGACACAAACAGACCAGCAGAAAUCUAGAUAAUGACAGAAACUUCAAAAGCCUGAAUGUCUGUGUUGUCACUCUAAACCCUGUAUGUUAAAUGUAUAUCUGGAGCAUGAAAUACAUUAUAAAUCUGGCCACACUCUCCUUUCAUUAUUUCCUCACAAAUAAAACAAGGCAAUCAGAGAUGGCAGACUUCACCCCAUUCUCUCUGGCGCCUCUGCUGGUCAUAUUGUGCACAUAAGUGCAAGUGCGGAAGCACAAACAAACAGACACAGAGAAAAAAUAAUAAUUCACUACCACUCUGUGGGGUGAAUUGACAAAGAAAAUACUGGAAAUCUUAUUUUGCAGGUUCAUUCAGAUGCCAAAUUUGGUGAGUUGAAAUAUGCCUUUAACUUUGUGAUAUGGCUGUGAUGUCAGUGAGGGUGAACAGUUUAACGCUGAUGUCAGUGAGGUACAAUAAAGUGUAGAAGUGCCAACAGAUUUCCUUUUGACUUUGGAUACCAUGAUGAUGAUGAUGAUGGUGGGAAUGACAGACUCUACCACCAGGUAUGAAAAUCAUACAACAACGACAAUCACUGAAUGUUGUUACAUGCAGAUGAAACAGGGAGUUGAGUAAAUGCAACUUUGCAUCUGUUAAUUUAAUAAUUGUCUAUUAGAGUGCAAAUUAUGUGAUGUGAUGUGCAACACAAAAAGUACAUCAUACA